AUGAUCUGUACCGCACACACACGAGAACGCAUCACCACGAAGCAAAAGCUGCGCACACACAAGAACUGCUUCGUGGGGAGCGAGUUUGUGGACUGGCUGGUGGUCAACCGACGAGCCAAGACGAGGGCCGAAGGCGCGAGCCUCGCCCAGCAGAUGUUCCUCCAAAAGCUCAUUUCGAGCGACUCGCAGUUCGAAGACAAGAAGGGCCUCUACCGCUUCUUCGGCGGCGACGGCAACUUCUCGCCCGUUUCUUCGCCCACCGUCGCCCCGCACGAGCCCUUCCCCGAAGACGAUGGGGACGAUGAGCUGGACCAGCUGUACCCCUACAUGGUGGCGGAGAUCGAGGCCAAGAGCCGGAAGGACUUCGAGAACAAGACCCACAAGAACUGCUUCGUCGCCACCCAGGCGGUGGACUGGCUCAUGAAGAACCGGCAUCGCGCCAUGACCAACGACCAAGCGCUCGAGCUGGCCGAGAAGUUGAGGCAGAAGGGCUACAUCAAGUGGGUGGGACGCAAGACCAAGAAGAUAUCCAUCUCCGGGCCGAUGUCGUCGCCGCAGGCUGUCGCGGCGGCCACGGCAGUGGCGGGUCCACCCUUCGAGGACGACGACUCCUACUACGUCUUCGAGAAGAAGAGCACCAACCGCUCCAGCAAACGAGGCAAAUAA
Acanthamoeba castellanii str. Neff is the source of this 666-nucleotide messenger RNA. RefSeq names its product domain found in dishevelled, egl10, and pleckstrin domain containing protein. Gene Ontology annotation, biological process: intracellular signal transduction. The record is from RefSeq and is a predicted model, not a curated record. NCBI's taxonomy places the organism in Eukaryota, Discosea, Longamoebia, Acanthamoebidae. Bases 1 to 666 code for a protein of 221 amino acids. The transcript is spliced from 6 exons.